GAGAGCAGAAGAAGACGUGACGGGACCUGAGACGCGUCUUCACCAUCCAACAGUUGACUGUUGCCUGCUGCUGUUUGCACAGACCGUUGUGUUCCCCUGGGAAGAAACAGAGAUGGAGCGUAUGGAAGAUGACAAGCCAAAGCAGAAGAAAGUCACCGUCUACCUGCUCUACUGCGUUUCCACCGCCGUCAUCGGCUCGCUGCAGUUUGGAUACAACACAGGAGUCAUCAAUGCACCGGAAAUGAAACUACGUAGAUUCUUCCAGAACGUGUCUCUGGAGCGCUACAACGAGCCCUUCACUCCGGGAGGCAACACCAUGGUGUGGAGUUUUGCAGUGGCCAUCUUUAGUGUGGGCGGAAUGGUGGGGUCCUUCUGCGUGGGGGCCAUGGUCAAUAAAUUUGGCAGGAGGAAGUCCAUGCUGCUGGCCAACAUCCUGGCCCUGCUGGGCGGUGGCCUGAUGGGACUGUCCAGCCUGAGUCGCUCUUUUGAGAUGGUCAUCGUCGGCCGCUUGGUCAUCGGCGUUUUCUGCGGUCUGUGCACGGGGCUGACGCCCAUGUACGUGGGAGAAAUCUCCCCCACCGCCCUCAGGGGAGCCUUUGGCACCCUGCACCAGCUGGGCGUGGUUGUUGGUAUCCUGGUGGCGCAGAUCUUUGGUCUGGAGUCUCUUCUGGGCUCAGAUUCUCUGUGGCCGCUGCUCCUCGCCCUGACCACCUUGCCCGCCGUCCUGCAGAGCAUCAUGCUGCCCUUCUGUGCCGAGAGCCCACGCUAUCUUCUCAUUGUCCUCAACCAGCAGGAGGAGGCCAGGAAAGCGCUGGUGCGUCUGCGCGGCAGUGAAGAUGUGAGCAAGGACAUUGAGGAGAUGAAGGAAGAAGGCAUGAGGAUGGUCAUGGAGAAGAAAGUCACCAUCCCGGAGCUUUUCCGCUCCCCCAACUACCGGCAGCCCAUCAUCAUCGCCAUCAUCCUGCAGCUCUCUCAGCAGCUGUCAGGCAUCAAUGCCGUCUUCUACUACUCCACGAGCAUCUUUGCCACCGCUGGCGUACAUCAGCCAAUUUACGCCACCAUCGGCGCCGGCAUUGUCAACACAGUGUUCACUGUUGUAUCUCUCUUCUUGGUUGAGAGGGCGGGUCGAAGGACCUUACAUCUGAUUGGACUGGGUGGGAUGGCCGUUUCUGCCCUGGUGAUGACCAUCUCCCUCUCUCUGGUGGUGAGUGCACUAAUCCAUCCAUGUGUUUCAUGGAAUACCUCUGCCAUUGGUGUGGCUUUUUCCUUUUGUUUGCAGAGAAUGAGUCCCUCGCUCAGCUACUUGGCGAUCGUAGCCGUCUUUGGCUUCGUGGCCAGUUUUGAGAUGGGUCCGGGCCCCAUCCCCUGGUUCAUCGUGGCCGAGCUCUUCUCCCAGGGCCCUCGACCCGCUGCCAUGGCCAUCUCUGGCUUCUCCAACUGGACCGCCAACUUCCUUGUGGGGCUCGGCUUUCCUAAGCUGGAGGAACUCUGUGGUCCAUACGUCUUCAUCAUCUUUAUGGUGUUGCUCAUCCUUUUCUUCAUCUUCACUUUUCUGCGGGUGCCUGAGACCAAGGGACGGACCUUUGACGACAUCGCCCAAGGGUUUGCCGCUAAAUCCUCGCCCUCUUCUACGCCUGAAGGAGCGGCGGCGGCGGCGACGGCGGUGGUGGUGGAUAGCAAAGAACCGACCCCUCUGUCCCCUUCGGAAAAGGUCCCCAUGGUGGAUCUUCCCUCAGAGAAGCCAUGAGAGAGCAGCCUUGUGCUAAGUUAGAAAGUGUAUUCAAUCACGUAGAAAACUUUUAGCCCCAUGUCCCGCUUAACAGAAUAACCUUUCAAUUUGUUGACGUUCCCAGCAUGCUGCCUCAUAAGAGGAUCAGCCUGUUCAGUGUUAAGACCCCCUCUUGCCCGCCCUCGGGCCAUCAGUAGGUUGCAGGAUUUCAGCUUCUAGGAAUUGGGGUCAAGCUCGGAAAGCCACCAAAGCUGACCCACUGAUGAUGGGGUUCUUGUUCCUCGUUCUUGUUCCACACACACACACACACACCUACACACACACACACACACACACACACACACACUUCCUACAGACUUGAAAAAAUUAGGGGCGCAUAAUAAUUAUCAGACAUAUGAGGGAAUUAUGAUGUCACACAGAUAAAUCCGAUGAGAUUAAAAAUAGCCUCAAUAAUGAAAAAAACAUUCACUUUUAGAGGGAUCACAUUGCACCAAAUGCUCCAUGAUGAGGGGGAAAAACCAACAGAGCACACAAAAAACCUUGUCAGCGAUCUCAAAUGCCAGCGGCGUGGCCUUUGAAAAGCAUGAAAGGUUUCCCACAGACCUGUGUGGUGUCACACUGGUUGCUCGGAGUGCGUGCACGAAUACAGUGCACCUUGCUGGGCCAAGUCAGGUGGCUCUUCCCCUGCACACUCUUCUUCUCCUGAUAUCAUGAUAUUUGUCAUGACAUGACAAAAUUUUUCAAAAAGUAGAUAUAAAAAAGGUAAUCAAUCAGUUAUCGGUCUUGAAAAGCAGAAAGUUAUCUGUAUCGUUUUGGGAAAAAAAGAUAUCACCAUCUCUAAUGACAAUGAUGUCAUUUAAGGGCCUUACAAGUGUCACCCUACUCAGACACAAACAUUUCCAUCCUGAUGUGUUAACCCUCUGACAGGACACACUGGAACCUCUAAAGUCCAACCCCGUGUGGGAUUUUCUGGAUAAGGUCAACCAAUAUAAAGCAUCAUCUGUGGCGUGGAUGACAUAACAGCGUCGCACAAUCAUUUUAAAAGUGGGAAUACAGCAGCUUCACAAAAAUAGCGCAGCAAUCCAAAUCACAUUUAGAACAUCUUUGGCCAGUGCUUUUGCAGUAAAAGUUUCCUAACAACUGAGUGUGCUCCUGUUAUGUAGAGGAUCUUUGGCUAGAAUUUUUGCAGUUGGUCCCUAAAAAGCACAGAAUGCUCCUUUUGCAGUAUUUUCCUAAAAACAAAUAGAGGAUCUUUGGCUGUUUUUGGUGUGUUUUUGCAGUAUUUCCUUAGAAGCAGUAGCAUGUGCUCCUGUUGGUAUUUCAGGAUCUUUGACUCGGUGCAGUGCGGUAUUUUUUUUCACAUAGAGUAUACAGUCAUAUAUUAUAGUCAUAUAGAGGAUCUUUGACGAGUGUUAGAUUUUUUGCCAGUAUUUCCUUAAAAACAGCAGAGUGCUUCUGUCAUAUAGAUGAUCUUUGACUCAUGUGUUUUGCAGUAUUUCCUUAAAGGGGACCUAUGAUGCUUUUUCCACUUUUCUGACCUAUAAAUGUACUUAGAAUGUUGUAUUAUCAUGUUAAACCAUGCCAAAGUUUCAUAUAAUGAGGUUUGUGCAUUUGAAAGUGAGCCCUGAAAGAGCUUUGGUAUGGCUCUUCUCGGUUUCAAAUAUUUUUUUCUAACACUGGCUCACUGUGACAUCACAGGGAGCUGGACUUACUUGUAGGCUUGUCUUUUUCCCCGCUCUGCUGCGCUCUUGUGGAAGAUGUCACCAUGUUAGCAGCGUGUUUAUUUGUUGUAAGGGAGAACAUGUCUGUGUAGCAUUAUAGAGUGUGCAUACAGGGAGCACCUUACCUGUGUGCAUGCUCAUUACAAGCUCACCCAUAUCUGGAGUUGCUAAUAGCCUUUUUCACCACAGUUAGUGGGUAUACCCAAGUGUUUGUAAACAUGUAAUGUAAACGUCUAAUGACCACAUUUCCACUCCCAAUGUUGUGCCAAGAUUGUUUGCACUUAGUAAAUGUGACACCAUCUGGCUGUGAACUCCACGGCAGCAGCGGUGCCUAAGUUACCACUCUUCAAGUAGCUCUCCAAAAGCUUCAUUCAUUUAUCAUCAACUCCUAAAAAAAGCCACUAAAUUAGAAAGUGGGUUCGACAGGAGUCCAGAAGUCCUCAGCAGUGCUUGGGAGUGUGACCAAUUGCAGUGGAGUGGGCACGCUUGGAGGUGGGCCGUAGGUGGAAUAAAUUAAAUCAGAGCGUUUUGGAAAAGCAAGGAAAUCUAGCUGGAAUAGGUGCUUAAAAACAAAAUUGUGCUCCACUGAUAUGAACAAUCUUUGACUCAUGUUUUUGCAAUAUUGUUUUCAAUGAGCAGAGUGUCCUCCAGUCAUAAAGAAGAUCUUUGACUACUUUUAUCACACUUAUCAGCACUCUAAUUUUCCCAGGGAAAUGAUCAUAUAUAUAUCCAUUUUUCUGUCGCUCUCCUGUUUAGUGUCCUGUAAAUGCCUUUAAAUUAAAAAAAUAUUCUGCAAGUGGUGAGGGUAAAAAUUUAUUGGAUUGAUAUAAUUCUACAAAAAAAAAUGAAAAGCUAAUGAAAUAUUUAAAAUGAUUUCCCCCUCAGGAAUGUAAACACAUCUACUGACCUCUGACAUCCUUCCUCUACAAGUCAGAGUCUGCAUGGAGUUUCACGUCUUUGUACCCUUGAUGGUUGACAAUGAUUCCACCUUAUUCCCUAAUGGGGCUUGGGGUUGGACUUUGGAGGUAUAUACAGCAGGUAUAGGUGUAUAUCCCAAACGUAACAUCCAAUAAAAACAUUACUUGUAUUUAUUUCAGUGUUUUUAACAAAAACUGGCAUUUGUUUGUCCUUUGUCAUUGUUGUUUGUGUGAACUUUCUUGUGUGCCGCAAUGAGCAAUGACACUAGCAUAGAACACACAAAUAUGUGCAUCAAUAAAGUUGUACAGGAUGUC
Doryrhamphus excisus (bluestripe pipefish) is the source of this 4682-nucleotide messenger RNA. Lineage: Eukaryota; Metazoa; Chordata; Actinopteri; Syngnathiformes; Syngnathidae. The record is from RefSeq and is a predicted model, not a curated record.